UUAAUGUAGCAGUUUAUUUGCCUUUGGUUUCCCUUUUCCCCAGUGGGUUUUUGGAUUUGAGCCGGGUCUUUCUCUUUCGCGGUGGGAAAGUCCAGGCGUGCAGUACGUGAGGCUCAGCCGCCGCCUGCCCGUGGCGUCUCUGCCGACUCCGGGGGCGGUGUAAACAAUGGACUUCCGUUCGGGGUGUAAUUACUGUCAUGUCACAAAAAUGUUAUCCGUCAGCAUUUCAUGUGCGGGCAGAAAACUGUGCUGCCUGAGCGCCCAUUUUGGCUCACAGACUCGUUUGUCCAUUUACACUCAGAGCCUCGCGUUGAGCCCCAAUGGCGUCAGAUUCAGCCCUGCAAGGCCAAGCCUCCCGCUGCUCCUCUAUUGUCGACAUCGCAGCUGUGGAGGCGGGGUUACACCGGCUUCCCGAGGUUUGAUUGGACGGAGCCUCUGAAGAAGGGCUGUGACCCGGCCGUGGCCACGCCUCCCUCCGGCGCCGCGGCCCCGCGCAGGCGCAGUGAGCUCCCUCCUGAGAGCGGUGUGUAUUUACCCCGAAUCCAAGAUGGCUUCCCUGAGUCUUCCCGGAUCGUAAGCGAGCGAACCAGAAACGCCAAAGCGCUACUUUUUGUACUUCACAAGCCUCGCAGAGCCCCUCAGCCUGAGCAGGAAGGGAGAGAGCCACCCGCCCCCGAAAGCAGGGCACGACUCUCAGCUCCUCCCGGGCGGUGCGCGGUUGCACAGCCGAGCCGCAGCGCAGCUCGCCGGCGGCCGGGCAGCGAGGUGAGGCGCCAUGGCCGAGCCCAGGAAGGUCCCCUUCGUCACCCUCUCCUCGCCGGAGCCCAGGAAGCGGCGGCGGGAGGACGAGGCCGGCAGCCCCGGGGACUUGCAGCCCGGCGGCGGGGGAGCCGGGGUGCUGCUGGCCAAGGACAGCGGGGAGGUGGCGGCGGAGCGGCGAGGCAUCACCGUGCGGCUGAACCUGCGGCUGUCCGAGCCCAGCGACCAAGCCUCGGCCGAGUUCAACUACUGCGAGCUGCUGCAGGCCCUGCAGUCCUCAGAGUCUGCCCCCUUUGACCCCAGCGACCCCUUUGGCGACGAUGAGAAGGAGCGACGGGAAGUGGAGGCCCUGGCGAGGAAGUUCGAGUCCAAAUAUGGCGGCGCAGGGAAGAAGAGGAGAAAAGACAGACUGCAGGACCUGAUCGAUAUCGGCUUCGGGUACGACGAGACUGACCCAUUCAUCGACAACUCCGAGGCUUAUGAUGAGCUGGUUCCAGCCUCCUUGACCACCAAGCUGGGGGGCUUCUACAUCAAUACCGGCACCCUGCAGUUCAGACAGGCCUCUGAGUCUGAGGGAGAGGAGGGUGAGAGGAAGAGCAAGCAUUAUAGAAAGAUGAAGGACGGUGAGGACCGAGCGAUGAAGAAGAGAAAGAGGAAGGAUGAGGGCAGCAGCCUGGAGAAAGAGAAGAAGCCAAGAAAGAACAGAGUACCCAAACAGCCAGGUGUGUCGGCCCUGAACGCUCACCGACCGGACAAGAAGAAGAGGAAGAAGCUGAUGAAGGACUCUCUGUCCCUGGCGGCCAUGCUGCGCCGCUUCACGCGCGAGAAGGAGGAGAUGCGCAAGAAGCAGGCGCUGUCGGGCGCCGCGCUGCCCCCCCCGCAGGCCCGGCCCGUGCCGCCGCCGCCCCCCCCCAGCGCUGCGCCCGCCGCUGCAGCUGAACUGGCGCCCGACCCCGCUGUCAUGUCCCUGCUGGGCUCGGCCACCGACGGUGACAUGCUGCAGGACCUGCUGGCGGAUCUGGACUUCGACCGCCUGCUGGACGCGUCCCCGACCCGCAGCCCCGAGGAGAACGGCGCGCUCCCGGGGGCGGCGGCCAAGGGGGGGCCCCUGGGCCCCAGGCAGGGUGCAGGGCUGCUGUCGCCCCCCCCGCUCCCCGAGGGCUUGCCCGCGCCCCUCCUGAAGCGCAUCGAGGACCUGCGAGCGGCGUCUCGGCAGUUCGAUGAGGAGGGCAGGAAGAAGUUCUUCACUCUGGACAUGAACAACAUCCUCCUGGAGUGAGUUUCUCUGAUUCAGUC
Molecule: messenger RNA, 2055 nt
Organism: Lepisosteus oculatus (spotted gar)
Lineage: Eukaryota; Metazoa; Chordata; Actinopteri; Semionotiformes; Lepisosteidae
Source: RefSeq, a predicted model, not a curated record